Messenger RNA from Terrapene triunguis (Three-toed box turtle), 2966 nucleotides. Its product is annotated as zinc finger protein 777-like. The record is from RefSeq and is a predicted model, not a curated record. Gene Ontology annotation, molecular function: RNA polymerase II cis-regulatory region sequence-specific DNA binding; DNA-binding transcription factor activity, RNA polymerase II-specific. Bases 1092 to 1682 code for a protein of 196 amino acids. The transcript is spliced from 4 exons. Gene Ontology annotation, biological process: regulation of transcription by RNA polymerase II. Lineage: Eukaryota; Metazoa; Chordata; Testudines; Emydidae.
UAUGCCCCUUCUCCCCCCAUUGAUGUGGUGGAGCAGGGCUACCUGCAUUUCCCCAGUGUGAUGGCAUGGUGCUUCUUGACCCAAUACACGGGUGGUGUGCUGCCCGUGUGACCAGAGUGUCAGGAACUUCAGACACUUCCAGAUAUGUGGAAAUGGUCAAGAGAUUUAUUCCAGGGAAAGGACAUACCCCAGAACUGGUUCUGGGAUAUCUGGGGUUAAAUUUGUUUGUACAAUGCAUUCCCAACAUUCUCCUUUCUAGAGUCCCUUCUCUUGACAUUUCCUUUUCCUUCACACAUGCCUCCGUCCCAAUUUAAAAUGUAGGUACAUAUCUGAUUUGUUGACUACAGGCCCCUGUGCAUCAGCAUAUACUUGAGUUCUUGCACUCCAACACGUUUCUUCUAAGAGCUCCUUCCUGCCACUGGACGUUCCAUAUGUCGAUCCUCUGAGACUUGCUCCUACUUCAGUGUGCAACCAAAGUCUCCUCCUCUUCCUGACAAGUAUAAAGCUGACAUUUCCUCAUAUGAAUCGCUCCUUUUGGACAUUGUACAUCACCUUUCUGUUGCUGCCUUCUGUGUAACCCUAAUGUUAUAAAUAUUUCUUUGCUCCUGAAUAUGGCAAAAUUCUUAGCAAAUAUCCUGAUUGAUAGGGUGUACUUGUGUGUAUGCAUAAUAUAGGGGUGUUUAAUAUAUGGGAGAUGUGCAUGGUAAUGUUAAAUUAUGUUAUUUUAAAAGGGACAUUUUAGUUUGGGGGUUGUAAAUAGGUAGUGGGAGUUGUGGAAACUGUAUACCAGUAUAUGGUUUUAAGGAAGAGCGGUAUAUAAUUUAAGAAGCAGGAGGCUGACUUUUCUUUGUAUUUUACAGAUGUCAACUAUGCUGAGGUCUGCAUGUGUCCUAUAUUGAAGUCUGGCUCCACGACUACAUUUUGCUUCACUGUGAACUUAAUCUUUUCCUGUAUUUUACAACACUGUACGUUGUUGAGGUGCAUAUAUCUACUGCUCUUAAUAUUAAAGCAAUAGUUGAUUAUAAACCCUUCAAACUGACCUCUUGGCAUCUUAUUACUGUUUUAGAUUUGCUUCUACUGCUCAUUUUACAAUGGUUUAUUGCUCAGCUUUGAACUGUCAAAAUGCUACGAGUGGGGUAUAUAAGAACAGUACAGUUACUUUCUAUGGCUUUCCUUUACAUAACAAACCUCUCUUGAAGCAGUGGAUUCACAACAUGGGUCGGGAAAUGGGAACUCCAUCAAAACAUCAGCGACUAUGUUCUAAACAUUUUGAGGAUAGUUCUUUUGAAAUUGAUCCUCUAAAAAUUAGGAAAAACCGGCGCCUACUGAAAGAAGCAGUUCCCAAAAAAUUCAUUUUGGGCGAAGACGGAAACUGGCUUGUUGGAACACCUCAAAGUUUCUGUGGUGGAAUAAGUAAUAAAACUCGAAAACGAAUCCGGAAUCCUGAACAUUUGAAGGUCCCAGGGACAUUUGAUAAUGUUGCAGCUCCUGAAGGGAAGAAUUUAGAAGAGUGGCAAAAAGAGCUUUACAAAAAAGUGAUAAAGGACAAUUAUGAAUCUUUAAUCUCACUGGGUAAAGUCUCCAAACAUGAUAUGCAGUCUAGAGAAGAGCUACGUGUCAAGGCUCAGCGGGGCUUGGAGGAAAGAGAAAUGUCUAUGAAUCCUCGCAUAGGAGCAAUAUGACCUACAAGCAUUGUGUGCAUUAUGGAUCAGGAAUGUUUUAUUCUUAGGAGAUUUCCUUUUCCCAAGCAGAUGAAAUGAAUGAUUGGAUUCUUUUUAUUCCAGUGGAUGAUGGGAUUGUGAUCAAAACUGAAGUGCAGGAUAAUGAGGAAGCUCCAGAAAAUAUGGAACUGCAUGGAUCGUUUUCAGGAAGAUCAGAAGACCUGGUUUUCCAAACUCCUGACAAGGGAAUAACUUGCGAGAGUCAUUGGAGCACAGCAACAGAGCCGCUGAAUCUUUCUGGAAGCAGAAUGGGUAACUCGACUCUUGGGAAAGGAGAUUCCAAUACAUUCAAAGGUAUCCUUUUCUACCAGGAGACACCCACAGGAGAGAGACUAUACCUAUGUACAGAAUGUAAGAAAACCUUUAAAUUGAAGAUAGGUCUUUUAAAACACAAGCGAAUUCAUGCAAAAAAGAGUCAGGUAUCAUCAUACAUAUGUACAGACUGUGGAAAAAGCUUUGGUCGCCAUGCAGAUCUUAUUAGACACCAGAGAACUCACACGGGAGAGAGACCCUAUAAAUGUACAGAAUGCGAGAAAAGCUUUACUGAGAAACCAAGACUUACUAAUCACUUACGGACUCACAACAUCUGCCUGUAACCACUGUGGCAAAAGCUUUAUGGGAACUCAUUUUCUACUCAGUCACCAACAAAUCCAUCUGAGAAUAUGGACCAUACACAUGUACCAACUGUGGGAAAAGCUUUUGUGUAAGAAGACAUUUUAUAACACUGAAUUGAACUCAAGCAUGAGAUGGAUCUGUCAUUGUAGCUCAUCUGUUUAAACCUUGAGAAGCAACUGAAUUUAUUAGCUAUCAAAAUGAUUCAUGCAAGGGGGGAGAACGGACAUAUAGAAGUGUAUUGACUAUACCAAAAAUUUCAUUCAAAAAAGCAUAUUCUAAAACACCAACUAACCUGUACUAGAGAGAGAGACUGUAUCAUUGCAGAAAACAUGGGAGAAGUUUGACAUGAGGAACCUUUGAUCACAUCACCAGAGAAUUUACGGAACAGAGCAAGAUCAUUCACAGAAUUUUAGAUAGAAAUUAGAGCUUCAAAGAGCCUUAGAUCAGUUUAAGAGAUUGGGCUUCUUGAUGUUAAAAAUAGGAAAUAAAUGGUAAAGUCCAUUAAGCGCAGUCAAAUGACAGUGGUGCCAGCAGUGAAAGCACCAACGCAUGUUAGUAGUCCAAAGACAAAAUGUAGUUCAAACUUCCACAGUUUAGAGUAAUUUACAGCACAUGAGAUGCAGGCUUCAU